Messenger RNA from Cadophora gregata, 1599 nucleotides. RefSeq lists its product as uncharacterized. The transcript has a single exon. Gene Ontology annotation, biological process: transmembrane transport. Lineage: Eukaryota; Fungi; Ascomycota; Leotiomycetes; Helotiales; Ploettnerulaceae. The record is from RefSeq and is a predicted model, not a curated record. Gene Ontology annotation, molecular function: transmembrane transporter activity. The coding region runs from base 1 to 1599 and encodes 532 amino acids.
AUGACCGACCCAGAGAAGGGACCUGAUCCGCCCCCGGCAAAUGGCGUUCUUGAAGAAGAGGAGAAUGAGGAGUCUUCGCCAAACUUAGUUCAAGCCACAACCACAGCAUCUGAAAUUCCCUACAGCAUAUUCACCACCCCUCAAAAAGCCUUAAUCAUAACUCUCGUCUCAAUAGCAGCCACCUUCUCCGGCUUCGCCUCCAAUAUCUACUUCCCCGCCAUCCCGCUACUCUCACGCUCCCUGAACGUCUCACCCGAACUUAUAAAUCUAACUGUGACAUCCUACAUGAUCCUUCAAGGCUUAUCCCCCUCUAUCUGGGGAGCCGUCGCAGACGUCCAUGGUCGACGUGUCACGUAUAUUAUCACUUUCACGAUUUUCAUCGGCGCUUGUAUUGGGCUUGCUGAAACGAGGCAUUAUUAUCAGUUGGUCAUCCUGAGGUGUUUGCAGAGUGCGGGGAGCGCGAGUACGAUUGCUAUUGGAGCGGGAGUUGUAGGUGAUGUGACGAAGAGGGAGGAGAGGGGUGGGUGGAUGGGUGUUUACCAGGCGGGACUUUUGGCACCAGUUGCGGUUGCGCCUGUGCUUGGAGGAAUCUUUGCUCAGACUCUGGGGUGGACGGCAAUCUUUUGGUUCUUGACGAUUUAUGCGGGGGCAUUUCUUGUCGUUCUCAUCGUUGUCCUACCGGAAACUUUGCGAGCCAUGGUUGGGAACGGGUCGAGACCCGUGACGGGGUUGUCGAAUUCAUUGCUAUCGUAUAUCCAACGACGACGCCAUCCCCUUUCUCCAGAAGAAGAAGCAGAUUUACAGCGCACGAUGACUUCCGCUUCGGGAUCUAAUGGAUCGAUGAAGAAACUCCCAGUCGAUAUCCUUGGCCCGAUCAAGAUAAUCUUCAGCAUCGAAGUCUCCUUCGCCAUCCUCUUCCUCUCCAUUUACUACACUGUCUGGCAAAUGACCGUGGCGGUAAUGUCUACUCUCUUUGCGCGGACAUACCACCUCUCCUCGCUGCACAUCGGAUUGACGUUCAUUGGGAAUGGAGUCGGCUGUAUCAUUGGGACGCUUACGACUGGGAAGUUUCUGGAUAUGGAUUAUGCGAGGUUCAAGAAGGGGUUUAAUGGUGCCGCGGAAGAUUUUCCACUAGAGAAAGCGAGACUGAGAACAUUGUAUCUUUGGAGUGUGCUACAAAUGGGGGCGUGCUUGGUGUUUGGUUGGACCCUAGAGAAAGGAGUACAUAUUGCGGUUCCGAUUAUUUGUACAUUUGUGCUGGGGUGGGCGGCGACAAGUAUCAUUAGUGUGGUAUCGACAUUCAUGGUCGAUGUUUAUCCAAAGAAGGGUGCCAGUGCUACAGCAGCGUUGAAUCUGCUGCGGUGUUUGAUGGGUGCGGGAGGUACAGCGGCAGUAUUGCCAAUUGUUAAUGCAAUUGGAGCUGGAUGGACGUUUACCCUAUUGGUGGGUAUCAUGGUUGUAGCCUUGGGCCUGGUGGAGGUACAAAUUAGGAGGGGAUUGGGGUGGAGAAAGAGACGGGUGAGGAAAGACUCCGAGAAGGAGAGGCUAAGGGAGAUACACAACACAGGAACAAUGAAAAGACGUAACGAAACGACGUGA